AUGUCUCCAAUUAAAUUUAUAUCGUUAAUUAAAGAUAUUAAGGUAUCACACGGAUUAAAAUUUUAUACCUUUUUAAUAACCUUUAUAAUAGCAAUACCUCUUUUACAUCUGGUUUUCGUAUUUGAUUUUAUCAACUACUUGAACUAUCCCAUAAUCAAAAUUAAUAUAAUAUUACCUCAACAUUCAAACGCAUCUACCGUGAAUUAUCAAAAACGACCUCCUGACGGUUAUGUCAUUGACAUAAAUCGAGUUAAUAAACAUUGUGAACCAAUAAAUUAUACCACCGCCGUACUUUAUAAAUAUCCCGUACAAAAUUGUUUGGAUUAUUUGGAUUCAAAACAAGCUGAUUAUUUGGUAAAACCUUCUUCUCCAAAAUAUUGUAAUGAAAAUGAUCCAAUGAUUUUUCAUGUUUAUUGGAGAGGUAAAGGGGCCGAAAAAAUUGCUUUAAUGAUUAAAUCUUUUUUAUACACUCAACCUUUAAGGUGCUCUUGUCUAUAUGUUUGGGUUGACGAAAACUAUGAAGAUCUUCGAUUGAAUAAAAAGAUUUGGCCAUUAAUUCGUUUCUCGGGAAAAAAUUUAUUCUUUAAAAAAUGGAUCACCGAUGAACAAUUGAAUUCCGAUCCUAUUUUUCAUGGUUGGAAAUCUAAGUUAAGUUUAAGUCAAAAUGUUGUUGG
Dentiscutata heterogama is the source of this 674-nucleotide messenger RNA. Lineage: Eukaryota; Fungi; Glomeromycota; Glomeromycetes; Diversisporales; Gigasporaceae. The record is from the annotation of a GenBank genome assembly.